Molecule: messenger RNA, 5420 nt
Organism: Vigna radiata var. radiata (mung bean)
Lineage: Eukaryota; Viridiplantae; Streptophyta; Magnoliopsida; Fabales; Fabaceae
Product: nuclear pore complex protein NUP214
Exons: 17
Coding region: 145-5250 (1701 amino acids)
Biological process (GO): RNA export from nucleus
Molecular function (GO): structural constituent of nuclear pore
Source: RefSeq, a predicted model, not a curated record
CCCUAGUUUUUUUUUUCUUUCAAGAAAUCAACCAAGGAAAAUUAAGACAAAGCCUCUUUUCAUUUUGGCAUUUGUUAUCUCAGUUUCCUUCUUCACUUCUUCUCCACAUUGCUUCACUCUGGUGCAAGUAUCUAUCAGCAGAAAAUGAGUCCUACGAAGAUUGAACCCGAAGAGGUUGAAGGAGAAAUAAUCGGUAGCACAGAUUACUUCUUCGUGAAAGUCGGUGAGGCUGUUCCGUUGAAAAGCUCCGACUUCAAUUUUGAAGCUGAAACCCUUCCCUCCCAGGCUAUUGCCAUCUCUGAGUGCUUUCGCCUCACUUUUGUGGCUCAUUCUAGGGGUUUUUUCGUUGUGAGGACAAAGGACAUUAUUGAUUCCGCAAACCAGUUUAAGGAGAACGGUAAUGGCUCUCCCGUGGAGCAACUGAGUCUCGUGGAUGUUUCUAUUGGGAGGAUACGAUCUUUGACUCUUUCCACAGAUAAUUUGACACUGGCUGCUGUGACUUCUUUAUCAGGAGAUAUUCAGUUUUACUCUGUUGAAAGCUUUUUGAAUAAGGAAGUUAAGCAAUCCUUUUCCUGUUCACUCGAUGAUUCAGCCUUGGUCAAGGACAUGCGUUGGAUAACAACACAAAAAAAUUCUUACAUUGUACUUUCAAAUACUGGGAAACUAUAUCACGGAGAGAUUGGUUUUCCACUUAAACAAGUGAUGGACAACGUUGAUGCUGUUGAUUGGGGUAUGAAAGGUUCAUUUGUUGCUGUUGCAAGUAAGAGUGUUCUAAGCAUUUUAUCAGUUGAGUUUGAAGAAAGAGUUUCAAUUUCACUCUCCUUUGGAUCAUGGAUUGGUGAUUCUGCAGCAAAUAAUAGUAUAAAAGUUGAUUAUGUGAAGUGCAUUCGACCUGAUUCUAUUGUAAUUGGAUGCGUUCAAGUUACUGAAGAUGGCAAGGAGGAAAAUUAUCUUGUCCAAGUUAUUAGAAGCCGACAUGGUGAAAUUAAUGAUAAAUGUUCUGAAUUAGUUGUUCAAUCCUUCUAUGAUAUCUACCAAGGGUUAAUUGAUGAUAUUGUACCAGUGGGAAGUGGGCCUUACCUUUUAUCGGUGUACAUAAACCAAUGCCAACUUGCAAUCAAUGCCAACUUGAAGAAUACAGAUCAGCACAUUAUAUUACUUGGUUGGUCAGCAGAUGAUGACAAGAGUGAAGUUGCAAUUGUUGAUAUUGAACGAGAUAAAUGGGUUCCAAGAAUUGAACUUCAAGAAAAUGGUGAUGAUAAUUUACUAGUGGGGCUAUGCGUUGAUAAUGUUUCAAUCUAUCAAAAGGUUGGAGUUCAACUGGGUGUGGAAGAAAUGACAGAGCUUUCACCAAUUUGUGUUCUUGUAUGUCUUACAUUAGAAGGAAAACUUGUCAUGUUCCAUGUUGCCAGUCUUGCAGGAAAUAAAGAUUCACCGGAGAUUGAUUCUGAUCUGCACAAUUAUGAAAAUACAUCUCUAGAAAACCAUCCUGGAGAUAAAGGUUGCACUUUUUCUGAGGGAUUGCAGAAGCAGGAAGAUAAGACUUUUGAGGUUAAUGGGAAUCUUAUGGCCAAGCCCUCUGGCAAUCUUCAACAAAUAACAUGUUCUGAUACUAAGGACUCAGAAGUGAAAUUUGUGGCAAAUUCACUGAGUCUAUUGUCUAAUGAACAACAAGUUGUUUCUGAUGUAGAUGCGAAUCAAGAUACAGGUUAUCAAAAUCCAUUUCGUUCAGGUGAACAAAAGAUCUUAGGUCAAAAGACUGCAGCCCUUGGAACUAGCAUUGGUUCUUUAACAGUGAACAGUCAUUCUGCUUCUCCUGGUUUACCAGAAACUACUGAGAAAACCAGGGUGCUGUGGACAGGAAAUAGCUCACGGAACUCGCAGAGAGCUUCUAAUCUAUUUCCUGGUGAAAAAUUUUCAUUCCCAAAAGAGUCAGAUGUGUCUUCAGUUUCAGCUUCUAGCUACGCUGAUGGUGUGGGUUUUCAAGAUAAAAAGUAUACCAUGGGUGCCACAAAUGUUUCUGGGAGUAUAGGUGGAAAACCCUUUGUUGUACAGGAUAUGAAUAAAUCUCCAGCCAUCAAUUCUACCAGUAAGCUAGUUCAGAAUAGGGGACAACUAUCUCCUUUAUUAGCUGGAAAUAUGCUACCAGCGUUGAAUAGCAGUUCACAUUUGUCAUCUGACAGUAAUACUGCAGCUAUGAAGUCUUCUGCUACGAAGCUCCUUCCUUCAAAUGAGCAGCAUGGAACUUCGUCUAAGCUCGGGAUAUCCAGUUCUGAUUUAUCCAAACAGUUUGGCAAUAUUAAUGAGAUGACUAAAGAAUUGGAUCUACUUUUGAGAUCAAUAGAAGUGGCUGGUGGGUUCAAAGAUGCUUGCACAAGGUCACUACAAAGUUCAAUUGAAGAAGUGGAGCUAGGCAUGGAUGCUUUGUCUAAAAAAUGCAAAUUAUUAAUGUCCCAAGUGGAUGAACAUCACGAGGAAGUUCAUUAUCUUCUUAACAAGACAAUACGAGUUAUGGCAAGAAAAAUAUAUUUGGAGGGCAUAUAUAAGCAAGCUUCUGAUAGCCGAUAUUGGGAUCUAUGGAAUAGGCAAAAGUUGAAUUCAGAACUUGAGCUAAAACGACAGCAUAUAUUGAGUCUGAAUCAGGAUUUGACCAAUCAGUUAAUUGAAUUGGAGAGGCAUUUCAAUGCCCUUGAACUGAAUAAAUUCAGUCAAAAUGGUACCCGGGACAUGGGUCAUGGACCUUCCCAAAAUAGAUAUGGACCUUCGAGAUAUGUUCAGUCAUUGCAUAGUUUACAUAGUGCAAUCAAUUCGCAGCUUGUAGCUGCAGAAAAUCUCUCUGAUUGCCUUUCAAAACAAAUGUCAGCGUUGAGUUUAAGGUCUCAAACUGAGGAAAGAAAGAAUUUGAAGGAGCUACUUGAAACAAUAGGAAUUCCAUAUGAGGAAGCUUUUGGCUCACCAGACACGAAAUGUUUUAUGAAGACUCCACCUAGUAAGAAGAUUCUGUUUUCUGAUUUGACGGUUAAUAAAGAUCAAUCUAGGAGAAAUCAAACCAGUGUAGUGAAGAGUUGUGAACCGGAAACGGCCAGGAGGAGAAGAGACUCACUUGACCGGAGUUGGACCUGUUUUGAACCUCCUAAGACCACCGUUAAGAGGAUGCUACUGCAAGAACUUCAGAAACUUAAUAAAAAAGAAUCAUUAUAUUCAAUGAAUAAAGAAAAAAAGGUUACCACGUUAGAGGGAUCUGCUCCUCGUCAGACAGAUGCUAGAAUUCCUUCAAUUGUAUUCCCUUCUAAAAUGAAAGCAAACGUUCUAAAUUCUCAUCUUCAACUUGAAGAGGUGUCGGAAAAAUCAAAGGCAUUUAUACCUGCUGACAGCCUCCGAGCACCCACUCAAAUUUCAGAGUCUACAUCUAGUGUUUUGCCAAAAGGUAAUGCUUUAUUCAUACCCCCACAGUCUGAAUUCCGUUUGUCACCAACAAUGGUGCAUGGUUAUUCCACAGAGACUAAAGAUUUGGCUACUGAAAAGUCAACUGUUCAAAAGUUUGAUUUUGCUUCAAAUAAUGAAAACAAGCCUACCCUGCAUUGGAAAAUCGCUCAAAAAUCAUCAAUACCUACCUAUUCAACCACAGAAACACCUUCAAUGCAGACUAUAUCCAGUGAAAUGCCCAUUACAAAGAGUAAAAUGAAUAUUGCUACGAGUUCCACAACCGUAGACAAACCUUCUAAUGCGUUUACUCCCGAGACUUUGAGAAAAGUCUUCCCGUCAUCUGAGACACAGUCAUCUACUAUUUCUACAUCGUCACCCUUUCUGGGAAAAGUUACUGACUUCCACGUUGAUAAAAGCCUGCCCAAGGAAAAUGUUCAUGCAGUCCCCACAUUUGGUGGUUCAUUUAAAUUUGUGCCAUCUUCGACUGCUAAGACAUCAUCCUCCCCACCAUCAUCAUCUAUCUCAUCUGCGGCAGUGCCAGUAGCAGCGUCAGUGACAUCAAAUAGCUUGACUAGUUUGAACACCAGUACGGAUUCAAAUCAAGCCAUUUCAACAUCUUCAUCACCUUUUCUUCACUUUUCUAAUCAGAAACCUAAAGACACAGUGACAUCGCUAGCUAACCCACCUGGCUUGAAGUCUUCCUUAGGGUCACUUAAGUCAGAGACUCAACCAGCUUCCAUACCUAAAUCAGAUAUUCAACCGGCUUCUCUACUGAAAGCAGAUACUCAACCAGCUGCUGUGUCUAAUUCAAAGACUGAUCCAGAUGCUGCUGCAGAAGUAGUCACUAGACCGAAUGAACCCGUAAAUAAUGCAUCUGAAUUGAAGCUUGAACCUACAAGGAAAUUCGGUCCUACUAUCGAUCAAUCUUCUUCCAACAAUAUAACAAGUUUUGAUCUCAAUGCAAUCCCAGUUUCUCAAGCUGCACGACCUUCUGAUACUCCCUUGCAGUUUUCAACUUCUUUCCUCUCUUCUGCUAGUGCUUCAAGUGGGAAAAAUGAGGGUUUGGAAGUUGGAAUUUCACAUGAGGAUGAGAUGGAGGAAGAAGCUCCUGAGACAAGUAACAACACGGCUGAACUUAGUUUGGGAAGUUUUGGUGGGUUUGGGAUUAGCUCAAGCCCUAACCCAUCAAUGCCUAAGUCAAAUCCUUUUGGGGGUUCAUUUAAUAAUGUAGCGACUAGUUUACCAAGCUCUACAGUUUCAUUCUCUGUUCCUAGUGAAGGGUUCUUUAAACCAGCCUCUUUCACUUUCUCAAACCCUCAGUCAUCUGCGCAAACUCAGACAACAAAUCCUGGUGCAUUCUCUGGUGGCUUCAAUGCUGGCGCUGCUGUUCCCGAUCAAGCUCCUCCUAGUGGGUUUGGGAAGCCGGCUCAAAUUGGAUCAGGGCAACAGGUUCUUGGAUCAGUACUCGGUGGUUUUGGACAAUCAAGACAGCUUGGUAGUGGUUUACCUGGAAGUGGUUUUUCCCCUCCCAGUGGUUUUGGUCGUGGAUUUGCUGGAAGUAGUUCUACUAACCCUCCCAUUGGUGGAGGGUUUGCUGGCAUAGCAUCAACAGGUAGAGGCUUUGCUGGUGUUGCAUCCCCUGGUGGUGGAUUUGCCGGUGCUGCUGCCCCUGGUGUUGGUUUUGGUGCUGUUCCUCCAAAUGGAGGAUUUGCUGGAGCUGCUUCAGGUGGUGGUUUUGGAGCAUUUAGCAGCCAAGGGAAUAGUGGAUUUGGUGCUGUUGGCGGCAGUAAGCCACCUGAGCUAUUCACACAGAUGAGAAGGUAGUUCAAGGUUAUACUGAUUGAAAUGCUUAAGUAUAGUUUAUAUUGUGAAGCUCCAUAAAGUAAUUACGGCCUAACUCAAUAUUAAGAAACGGGAUCAUUUUAAUGAUGAACAAUUUUAUUCUAACUUUUCCCUGAUAAAUGUAUGAAAUUUGUGGUCAAAGUUAUAUGAUA